This is a messenger RNA of Harmonia axyridis, 2223 nucleotides long. Its product is annotated as TWiK family of potassium channels protein 9-like. Gene Ontology annotation, cellular component: membrane. Bases 898 to 2223 code for a protein of 441 amino acids. The record is from RefSeq and is a predicted model, not a curated record. NCBI's taxonomy places the organism in Eukaryota, Metazoa, Arthropoda, Insecta, Coleoptera, Coccinellidae. Gene Ontology annotation, biological process: potassium ion transmembrane transport; stabilization of membrane potential. The transcript is spliced from 7 exons. Gene Ontology annotation, molecular function: potassium ion leak channel activity.
UACAUGGGUGUCCAUUGUUUAGAUUUUCUUCAAUUUAAUUCUAGUGUUGGCUGGUUUCUCUCUUUCUUCCGUAGGUUGCGCUUUCUAGCUUAUUGCUAUUCGUGUUGAUUGCGUCAUCAGAAUCAUAGUAAGGAGAAUAUUUAUUAUUUUCUGUAUGACUGCUGGAAUCCAAGGUUUGGCAACUAUUGCGCGCUUAUUGUCAACCUAACUUUCACGUCGAAUGGAAUAUACUUAGAACAUUAAUAUCUAUAUUCUAAGGGAAUAUAGAAUUGAGAGGGAUAUAGGUACUGCUCCAUAAAAGUUAAGGGUGUUCAUAAAUUUUAAAAGUUGCCGAUUCUUGUCCACCAAAUCCUUUGAUGCCCAGAAAUCACGUACCCAAUUGUUGGUGCUUGAUGCUACCAUGGAUGUGCAAAUUUACAUUAUUACAUAGACCAAGCUAAUUACAACAUUAUUCCAUUGUUUCAUGCUGCUAUUAUAGGCCAAUUUUCAUGUUUUUGGACGAUAAUGCGUCACCCCAUCGUGCGAGAAUUGUCAAUGAAGCUGUGGAAAUCCACGAUUGGGAUCAGCUACAAAGAGCUUUAGAUUCUCAUCAAUCUCUUCCUCAUACGUAUCAAGAACUCAGACGACUAUUACCACAACUCUAGAGAGAAAUUGAUCAAGACUGCUUCAACAAUCUGAUCGAAAGUAUGCAAACGCAAUGUCAAGCUAUGGUUGAUGUUCGAGAAGGCUAUACGCUUUACUGAACAUUAUUUUUAAAUUUUUUGAAUGAACUGAUUUUGUAUUAUAAAUACUCGAAAUAAAUUUUCAACUGCAACUGUGAAACUCAUAAAGGAAUGGGCAGAAAAAUAAAACAGAUAAAUUUCAAUCUUAUCAUUUUGUAAAUGAAGAAUAGAAGCAAUGAGUUACCAUCAAAUUCAUCAGCACCUUGGUGCAGACUCUUCAGUCAUAGUAACAACACCACCUGAUUGGAAAACAAGACUGAAAAAUUUUUGGAAAAAUUUACACCUAAAAUCUGCCUGCCAACACAUAGGCCUUCUGGUCAUAUUAACUGUCUACACUGUUGCAGGAGGUAUGGUCUUUCGCAGGCUGGAAUAUCCAGCGGAAUUAGAGAAAAUAAACGUCUACAACGUUACUUUGUCUACGAGUAGGCGUUUGUUGAUACAGAGCAUCCUCGAUAAGGAGAAUUUCACGACAUUCGAACGGGAACUUCAGAAUUACGAGGAGAUCUUGAGGAGGGCCUUCGAGGCUGGAGUGUCGAUUCGACCGGAAGAGCAAAUCGCCAAAUGGACCAUCUUGAGAGCGGUAUUUUUCUCGUCCACUGUGCUCACUACGAUAGGAUACGGAAAUAUAACUCCAGAGACAACAGAGGGUCGAAUUUUUUGCAUCGUUUUCGCAUUAGUUGGAAUUCCAUUAACUCUGACUGUUAUUGCCGAUUGGGGAAAACUUUUUGCACAUGCUGCUUCAAGUUUCGUUAAACAUAUUCCACCACUGCCAUAUGGACUGAGGUGUGCGUUCCUUGUACAAAGAACCACUUCUUACGCAUUUUUGUCAGUCUGUUUUUUAUUCCUCUAUCUUGCAAUUGGAGCUGCUGCUUUUGUAGAGUGGGAAGAAGAUUGGACUUUCUUCGAAGGCUUCUACUUCUGCUUCAUCACGAUGACCACUAUUGGUUUUGGAGAUUUGGUACCAAAACAGCCCACGUACAUGCUUCUCUGUACUUUGUACAUACUUAUCGGACUGGCUCUUACCUCAACUAUCAUAGAGCUUGUGAGAACUCAAUAUGCCCAAUCUUGGAAGCAGCUGAGAGCUCUACAGGGUCCGCUCGCUGACCAGUUCAGAAAAAUAGCUGACAAUGCCACAGGCUUGGAUGUCCUCUCUUUCCAACAAGAUUUCAUGAAAGUUAUUACUGCUGUAUCAGUACCUAAGAAGUUAACAUCUGUUGGUUCAACGAAGAGAGACAAGAAAGUCAAGGUUACCGAUUGGGAAGAUGCGAUGGAAGCUGCAAUCAGGGAUAUGAUCGUUAAGAGUUCCAACAGCCAAAAUUUUCCACCUGUUGUACAAUUCAUAAUAUACGAAACUUCAGUUUACUUAGAUUUUUAUCGAACCCUUCUUCCUAUCAUUUAUUUCAACAUUUUAAUCAAUUUUUCGAGAGUUAUCGCAUUUACAAACAGAUGGCUUUAUCAUUUCUUCAUCAAUACCUAUCAGAGGUUCUCGUCACUCAAAUGA